ACUUCUGCGCAGUCACUGCACCUUCUCCUGAGAUCUGCUCUCUAGCUCCAGCAGCUCCCAGAGCCCUGCACAUCAUGAGACUCCUGUUCCAGGCACUGUGUCUGUGCUUGGCCCUGGCCUCCUCCCUGGCUGCGCCACCGCCAUUCUAUGGGGGAGCAGAUGGUGUCUUUUCAGAUCACCACGAGGAUCACCAUCCAGGAAAGCCAGGAGUUCACCAGGGUGCCCACCACGAUGGCCACCAUGGUCCUCCCCAUGAUGACCACCAUGGGCCGCCCCAUGAUGACCACCACAAGCAUCCAGAUCGCUGUGCAGGGAUAGAGUUUGAUGCCAUCACCCCGGACGAGAAAGGAAACACUUUCUUCUUCAAAGGUGACCACUUGUGGAAGGGAUUCACUGGCAAAGCCCAGUUCCUCAAUGAGUCCUUCCAUGAGUUAGAUGACCAUCAUCACCUUGACCAUAUCGAUGCUGCUUUCAGGAUGCAUGAUGAAGAGGACCCUGAAGACCAUGACCACAUUUUCUUCUUCCUGAAUGACAAGGUCUACAGUUACUAUAACCAUACUCUGGAAGCUGGCUUCCCAAAAGAUAUUCAUGAUGAAUUCCCUGGAAUUCCCGAUGACCUGGAUGCAGCUGUGGAGUGCCCGAAGGGGGAAUGCCAAACAAACUCUGUGCUCUUCUUCAAAGGAUCACAUGUGUAUCACCAUGACCUGAAGACCCACGCUGUCAAGGAGAAAAACUGGCCCCACUUGGGCAACUGCACAGCCGCCUUCCGCUGGCUGGAGCGCUACUACUGCUUCCACGGCCACAGCUUCACGAAAUUCAACCCUGUGACUGGAGAGGUAAAAGGAGAUUAUCCCAAGGAUGCCCGGAAUUACUUCAUGCGAUGCCCUGGCUUCGGCCAUGGAAAGAAUGACUCUAAGAGGGACCACAUUGAACGCUGCAGCAAACUGCCCUUCGACGAAUUCACUUCUGAUGACGAGGGAAGAUCCUACGCCUUCCGAGGAGCUUAUUUCCUGCGCCUUGAUACCGCCCGUGACGGCUGGCACGCCUGGCCCAUUGACAGCGCCUGGAAAGAGGUGCACAGCGAUGUGGAUGCUGUGUUUUCCUGGGAUCACAAACUCUACAUUAUUAAGGACGGGAAAGUUUACAUUUACAAGACUGGUCAGCAUUAUACUCUUGUAGAGGGGUACCCCAAAACUUUGAAGGAAGAAUUGGGGGUGGAGGGAGAAGUGGAUGCUGCUUUUGUCUGUGCAAAGGAACAUGUGGUGCACAUCAUUCAAGGGAGCAAGAUGCUAGAUGUGGACCUGACUGCAACACCUCGCACUGUGGUUAAGGAAUGGACUCUACCAUACAAGCACAUUGAUGGGGCCAUGUGUGGGGCUGACAAAGUGAGGGUCUUCGUGGGGCCGGAGUAUUUUGAGUACGAAAGCCCCCAGCUGCUGGCUCUCGGAAGAAUAAAGCCACCACCCCACAAAAUAUCUGUAGAUCUGCUGAAAUGUGAAGACUAGAGUGCAGCACCAGGAGGCCAGUGGAAGAGCAGUACCCCAGGAAACACACGGGCUAGCAGAGAGCAUGACCGACCCUACGGCCUGUUGGCAGACGAGAUACCCCAGAGGCUUUGCCACACUUCCUCAGCCCCUUGGUUCACCAGACCUCACGACCACACCGCUACCUCUCUUCUCUGCCGAAGACUUUCCCAGCUGAUCCCUGUCCUUGCCAUUCUCUUGCCUUGGGCUCUCUCCAUUCCCAUUUCACAGAGCUUUACCAAAGUGGGGCUGAAGGUUCAAAACUACUGACUGGCUGGGGUUAUGGGGGUUAACCAUAGGACACCUACUCUGCUGUACUGCACAACCCUCACUUGAAAUAAACAACAACAACAACAACAAAGUUAAA
This is a messenger RNA of Lepisosteus oculatus (spotted gar), 1890 nucleotides long. It is a transcript of the gene hpxa, whose product is annotated as hemopexin a. The record is from RefSeq and is a predicted model, not a curated record. Lineage: Eukaryota; Metazoa; Chordata; Actinopteri; Semionotiformes; Lepisosteidae.